AUGGCGUCCAUCGAUCCCGUCCAGCAGGCUUUCGCCGACGCGAAACAUUCAUUCCGCACAAAACUCAAGGACCCAGACAUCUAUAAGCAGAUAUUGGCGACCAGCAAUAUCAACGAUGUCUACGAUGCGACCAAGAAGCUUCAGGAACAGAAGCAGGGAAAUAGUCGUCAUUUGAACAAGAUUAAGCCUUUCCUCAACUGUCUCAAUAGAUAUGCUGGGGUUAUUGAGACGUUUGUGCAAGUUAAGCCAGAGAUUAUGGCUUUGAUCUGGGGCCCAUUGAAACUCCUGUUGCUGUGGUCGAGUGAAGUGACUACCGCUCAGGAUAAAUUCACGAACACCUUGGUAGAACUAGGACACGCCAUGCCGCAUAUGGAUCUGAUCGGUAGCCUGUUCGGGGCCAACGACGCUAUCAAGGCCGCGAUGGGUUUGCUAUUUGAAGAUAUUCUGGAAUUUUACCGUAUUAGCUUUGAUUUUUUCCGCAAGCCACACUGGAAGACAUUGAUUGAUGCUUUAUGGGACGGCCAGGUCAAGAAGUUCAACGAGGUGAUAACUAACCUCAGACAACAUUCAACCCUGCUGAGGGAGGGAGUAACACUUGCCGAUAUCAGAGAAGCCCGUGACCACCGUAUUCGGUCUCUUGAUCUUCUUGAUGAAACACACAAGUAUCAGCAGCGUCAGAAGUUUUCCAGCCUGCGGGAUCGGUUCUCCGUCGAUUUCCAUGAUGAACGGCUGGAUUGGAUUCGCAACAGGUCUGUUUCAGGCUGUGAAAAGUGGCUUUUGGAAGAUGCCGCAUUUUGUAGCUGGCGAGAUGAUUCCAGAAAGGGGAGUCAAAUCUCCGCAUGGCUUUGGUUCCAUGGUAUCCCUGGAGCAGGGAAAACAUACAUAUGCGGCGCAGCCAUCGACCACCUCAGGCAACACAAGCAAAAUAAAACCCUGUUCGCGUUCCUCAGUUAUACCAACAAUACCAGCCAAACAGCCCUCACCAUUCUGCAAUCGUUUAUUUUCCAAGCCGCUGAGGAUGACCCGGAUUUCCAGUCCGUUUUGGUUGAUGCAAAAGAGCGCGAACUUCGCGGAAACACUGGCUAUGUCAUGAAGUUGCUCAAGAGUUGGCUCCAGACAGCCGGGCCUACAUAUGUUGUUAUCGAUGGCCUUGAUGAGAUGGAGUGCUCAGAACGGCAAAUCCUUCUACAAAAGUUGGAGGAGCUCUCGAAAGGAUGCGAUGAGCUGCGGUUUCUUGUCUGCUGUCGAUUGGAAGCAGACAUAUACAAAGCACUGGAAGGAAAGUCGACUAAUAUCCAAGUUAAUGAAAGGAACUCUGGUAGCAUUCAAACGUACAUCAAUAGCAGGUUCGAUGACUUGAUAAAGAGUCAUAGGUUUGAUCCCAAUACCGAGCUUGAGCUGCGUGUGCUCCUGUCUCCUUUAUCAGCGAAGGCAAAAGGUUAUGUGGCGGAAAUCAACAGCAUGGAUGAGAUUCGCAGCGAGCUCAAAGCCUUGCCGAAUGACUUGGAUGACGCUUACAAACGCAUUUUCCAGCGAAUCAAUAAGCUACCUCCUCCCCGCCGAGAAAAACGCAGAAAAAUCCUAGGCUGGAUCGGAUGCGCCCCUAUACCCAUGACGAUCUUCGAAAUGAAACAAGCACUAUCAGUUUACCGCGCCAACGGUGUUUCUCGUGUCUCGACUGAGCUUUUUGGUCUGGACUUUCUCCACAUGUGUGGCCCUUUUAUUGAGAUCGUAAAUGGCAAAUUGCAGUUUGUCCACUUCACCGUCCAGGAGUACAUUUUCAGCAGAGAGAUCCCUGACUUUAUUGACAAGAGAGAAGCCACACGAGACCUAGCCGCGGCAUUUUUAGCCUAUCUUGACUCUGGUAUACUGGAACCCGAUGUCGACGACGAUCGAAUUUCCCGUGACAUUAUGCGCGGUAAAUAUCGACUGCUCCAAUAUGCACAUUUUUAUUUACCUACAUUACUCCAACGUCUGAAUAGCAUGAGCCCGGUGUCAGAAUCGGUUGGCAGGCUGCUGGACCGCUUGGCUCGGCAUUGUAGCAAUGAUAAAUUUCAGCCGAUGGUCAACAGUCGAGAACCACCGUAUGCAAAUGAUCAUUAUAAAAAUCACUGGCCAAUUGGAUAUGAAUGCGCUCGUCGCACAUUCCAGUUUCACAUAGCAGAGAAGCGAUGGAGCUGGAACCAGAGCAAUAGCGAAGCAUGGGUCAAUUUUGAUCCUCUAAACACUUCAAAAAUGCUGGUCCGGAUUCAGGACCUCUACGAAGAAUUAGUACACGAUAACGGCACAUACAAGAAGAUAGAAACUCACUACGUCCCACGUCUAUUCAAAUGCACAUACCUGUUUUGCACGUAUAGUCGCCAGGGAUUUGAAACAAGACACGACAGAGAUGCCCAUAUCACACACCACGAACGGCCAUGCAAAUGCCCAGUGCCGAAUUGCAUAUAUUUUACACUGGGGUUCAAUACGCAAAAGCGAUGUGACGAACACUUGGCUGAAAUCCAUGCUUCAAAGUUCAGUGUAGAUGACCUCUCUAACAUGAAUACUGUAGACAUCCAGCCUCUCCUAUUUGCCCUAGUUAUGGAAGGUGAUUUCGAAAAUAUACGACGCUUAGUAGCCUCACCAGGUGGGAAAAAGCUCAGUCCAGAAGUCCUUGCUUCGGCACGGCUUAUUGGUGCCCAACAGGGUUCCCUAGCCAUAACAAGAUUUCUAGCUCCGCCGGACGAGACGAAUGUGCCACUGAAAAUCGUCAAAGCAGCCAUGAGGAGCCAGGAUACCGAAUGUGCCGAGUGGGUUAUUGCAAGGUCUGAUACGGAUGAUUGUACCGAAUUGAUGAAGACGGUGCUUGGCGUCAAGUCAGAGGAAAUCUAUGGAAUGUGGGAACAAUAUAUCAUUGACAAGAUAAAAAGUCAAAAGUCCCGUCAAAAUAUGGAUCCAUUAUUCUUAGUCGAUGUGUGCGAAGGGCCGGGCCUAGUCAAUGAGGUUUUUCGACAGCAAGUUUUCAGUGGCAUUAAAGGCAGUAUUUUGAAGGAAACCAGGUUGCAACACACUCUGGAGAAGCUCAAAGAUGACAUUGAUAGAUCCACACUGGGGGCCAUCUUGGUGCGGGUAGCCAAGUCAAGUUGUACCCUUUCCCUCGCUAAACAGCUUCUGUCGUAUGGCGCACCGAUCGAUCACCCAAGGAGGACAAUUUCACGGUCUGGCAGACUAGUAUAUGGUGGAGUAGGAAUGACGGCGCUCCACGCAGCAGCAAAAAAGACUAAUGAAGAUGCUGCUUUGCUAAUCAAACACCUUGUGCUGCUUGGUGCAGAGGCAUUCGAUGUGCGUAUGAAAGAUGAACCAGGUCCAAAGGGAAUCAAGCAAUUUAUUGGCCUCGAGUGGAGUGAUCUUGUCGCCCAGGCACAAUUGACGCGACAAUAG
Messenger RNA from Talaromyces proteolyticus, 3420 nucleotides. RefSeq lists its product as uncharacterized. The record is from RefSeq and is a predicted model, not a curated record. Lineage: Eukaryota; Fungi; Ascomycota; Eurotiomycetes; Eurotiales; Trichocomaceae. The transcript has 6 exons. The coding region runs from base 1 to 3420 and encodes 1139 amino acids.